CCGAGUCCCGACUCCACGCGUAAUAAUUUCUCCCGACAGACCCCGACGCCCGCGAAUUCAACCGCCUCCGGACCUAAGAGCCAUGGGGCGAUCAGCGAAGCGACGCCGCCUCCCUAACCUCCCGUUAUUUUCUUCCUUCUCCCGCGCCCUCCACCUUACUCGCUUGACCUCCGCCGCCAGAGCUAGGGUUUCCGAGAAUUCCCUUGCUUCCAAAGCUGCAGCACAGAGUGAUGAUGCUGGUCUCAAACACCCCACGAAGAUCAAACGGGUGGAUUCAUCCUUUUCCUCGGACAAUAACGAUGAAGAAGAACAUCUGCUGGAAAAGGGAGCAAUAGUUCAAGCGGAUUUCGGGUUCUUUGACCCCAAGCCGGGGGAUUUCCAUGGUGUGAAGCUUCUACUCCAAAAUUACCUUGAUGAAAAGCCGUGGGAUCUCAGUGGCUUCGUGGACCUGAUUCUCGGGCAGACAACCGUAGGGACUGUCGUGAAAUUGGAUGGGAAUGAUGAAGUCGAAGAAGAUGGUGACGAAGAGGAUUUGUAUGCUGUCAUUAGCGCACUUAACUUUGGGCGAUAUGGAGGUCAUCAAUGCAUUGGGGAGCUGAAAGAGUUUCUAGUUGGUGUUUGUGGUGAUGAGAGCGUGAAAACAAAGCUGAAAGUGCUGUUGGAGCAGCAGGCAAGUGAUGUUGGUCUUUUGGUUUCUCAGAGAUUUGUGAACUGCCCACACCAAUUGGUACCCCCACUAUAUGAUGCUCUGUUUGACGAGGUCUCUUGGGCAAUAGAAGAUGAGCCAACAAAAGAACUAAGAGACUCAUUCUGCUUCAAGUUCUACUUGCUGAUUACCAGAAUAUAUGGGAAUAAACAUGCCAACCAAUACAAUGCAAAAGCAGGAAAUGAUUCUGAUGAACCCAUAAUUUACCUCAAAGCUGAAGAUGAACUUUUUCACGAGAUGAGUUCAUUUUCUUAUACAUUUCAUCUUCAUUCUUCACCAUUUGUUCCACAUGAGCUGAAGAAUUACAGAGCAAUGGGGUUAGUCAUGGUCAUAAAUGCUAGUGUUAUUCCAAAGUUCCGUCAAAACUUGAAAACUCUUCUGGCUGAAAGCUAGUGCUUGAGUUCUCAUCACAUAAAAAAAAAAAAUUUUCCUUUCAAGAGGGAAAAGAAAGCAACAGAAUGGUAAGCUACACAUAUUCCUAGUACGUUUUUCCAUUUGUUUCUUCAUCAACUUAUUAUGUUGUGAUGGCAUCGUUGUAAGGGUUUUGUGUACAUUAAUUAUUCUUAGGACUGAAAGUUGCAACGUAUUAUUUGAUUUUUUUGAGCAAGUCAAUGCUGAAAUUUUGUUUUUAUACUCGAAGAUGUUUUGUAUUUUGUAUUAAUUAUUAAUGUGGUGGGCAUGUAAUCGGCAUUUUCAUAAGUCUCUUGUGGAAGUUGAAA
Molecule: messenger RNA, 1425 nt
Organism: Dendrobium catenatum
Lineage: Eukaryota; Viridiplantae; Streptophyta; Magnoliopsida; Asparagales; Orchidaceae
Product: protein BCCIP homolog
Exons: 8
Coding region: 83-1099 (338 amino acids)
Cellular component (GO): nucleus
Source: RefSeq, a predicted model, not a curated record